This is a messenger RNA of Xyrauchen texanus (razorback sucker), 6207 nucleotides long. Its product is annotated as cadherin-1-like. Gene Ontology annotation, biological process: cell morphogenesis; multicellular organism development; cell-cell junction assembly. Gene Ontology annotation, cellular component: cytoplasm; plasma membrane; adherens junction. The record is from RefSeq and is a predicted model, not a curated record. Gene Ontology annotation, molecular function: cadherin binding; calcium ion binding. The coding region runs from base 111 to 5543 and encodes 1810 amino acids. Lineage: Eukaryota; Metazoa; Chordata; Actinopteri; Cypriniformes; Catostomidae. The transcript is spliced from 36 exons.
CAAUCUGGAUGUUGCGAAACUUUUGGGAACUUAAGGAAUUUCCUUUGCAAGAAGCAGCUGCACAAGAUUAAAAACUCUUGGAAAAAAGCACUGAGGGUUUUGCUCAUAGAAUGGAGACUAUGAGGAUUGUGCGAUUGGGAGUUAUUAUUUUCCUUUGUCAGGAGCUUUCUUGUGGAUUUGCGGAUGAAUCGUCAUGUUUACCUGGCUUUGAGUCAGAGUUGUUGGUUUUUAAAGUCCACAGAGAUCAUCUUCACAGAGGGAAACGACUAGGAAGAAUAACGUUCAAUACCUGUGAUGGAAGAACCAGAACACUCUUUCAGUCUGUUGACAAGCGGUUUGAUGUGAACAUGGAUGGUGUUUUAUCACUAAAGAGACCAGUUACUCUUCAUGAAGGCCACAAGGUGUUUUCUGUGCACGCUUGGGACUCCAGUGGCAAGAAACAUACAGCUUUUGUCAGAGUUGAGCGUGCACAUAAUCAUGAAGAGCAUCAUAUGGACACGGAGGUGAACACCACUCCACAGAUGGAAUCUCUCUCCGAUUUUCCGGUCCUGACGUUUCCAAAGUCAUCAUCUGGUCUAAAGAGGAGAAAGAGAGGUUGGGUUAUUCCUCCAUUUAAUGAACCUGAGAACAGUAAAGGUCCUUUCCCAAAAAAGCUGGCCCAGAUAAAGUCAGAUUAUGCAAAGGAAACUCGGAUGGUGUACAGUAUCACAGGUGAAGGUGUCGAUCUGGACCCUAAAGGGCUUUUCACCAUAGAAAAACUUACAGGGAAUCUCUUUGUGACUCAGAAACUGGACAGAGAGAAAAAAGCUUCAUACCGUCUCAUAGUUCAUGCUGUUGCAGCUGAAGUGGAUAUCAAAGAGACUCCCAUGGAAGUCAUUGUCCAUGUGAUUGACCAAAAUGAUAACAACCCUGUGUUUACUCAAAAUCCUUUCAGCGGACAUGUUCCUGAAGCUGCUAAGAAAGAUUUUGAGUUUAUGAAGGUCACUGCCACUGAUGCCGAUGAGCCCGAUAAUGACAACUCUGAUGUCAGAUACAGCAUUAUCAGCCAGGAUCCACCAUCACCAAAACUCAAGAUGUUUGAUAUCAACACUGUAACUGGAGGGAUCCGUGUGAUCGAAACAGGCCUGGAUAGAGAGAAAUAUUCCAGAUAUACUUUGGUCAUUCGAGCUGCUGACAUGGCUGGUGAAGGUCGUUCAACCACUGGCACAGCUGUUAUUACAGUGACUGACAGCAAUAAUAAAGCACCUCAGUUCGAGUACAGCUCGGGCAGAAAGGGAGGUUGUAUUAUUCCUCCAUUUAAUGAACCUGAGAACAGUAAAGGUCCUUUCCCAAAAAAGCUGGUCCAGAUAAAGUCAGAUUAUGCAAAGGAAACUCGGAUGGUGUACAGUAUCACAGGUGAAGGGGCCGAUCUGGAGCCUAAAGGGCUUUUCACCAUUGAAAAAUUUUCAGGGAAUCUCUUUGUGACUCAGAAACUGGACCGAGAGAAAAAAGCUUCAUACCGUCUCGUAGUUCAUGCUGUUGCAGCUGAAGUGAAUAUCAGAGAGACUCCCAUGGAAGUCAUUGUCAGUGUGAUUGACCAAAAUGACAACAACCCUGUAUUUACUCAAAAUCCUUUCAGCGGACAUGUUCCUGAAGCUGCUAAGAAAGAUUUUGAGUUUAUGAAGGUCACUGCCACUGAUGCCGAUGAGCCCGAUAAUGACAACUCUGAUGUCAGAUACAGCAUUAUCAGCCAGGAUCCACCAUUACCAAAACUCAAGAUGUUUGAUAUCAACACUGUAACUGGAGGGAUCCGUGUGAUCGAAACAGGCCUGGAUAGAGAGAAAUAUUCCAGAUAUACUUUGGUCAUUCGAGCUGCUGACAUGGCUGGUGAAGGUCGUUCAACCACUGGCACAGCUGUUAUUACAGUGACUGACAGCAAUAAUAAAGCACCUCAGUUCGAGUACAGCUCGGGCAGAAAGGGAGGUUGUAUUAUUCCUCCAUUUAAUGAACCUGAGAACAGUAAAGGUCCUUUCCCAAAAAAGCUGGUCCAGAUAAAUUCAGAUUUUGCAAAGGAAACUCGGAUGGUGUACAGUAUCACAGGUGAAGGGGCCGAUCUGGAGCCUAAAGGGCUUUUCACCAUUGAAAAACUUACAGCGAAUCUCUUUGUGACUCAGAAACUGGACAGAGAGAAAAAAGCUUCUUACCGUCUCAUAGUUCAUGCUGUUGCAGCUGAUGAUGCGAGACUCAAAGAGGCUCCCAUGGAAGUCAUUGUCAAUGUGAUUGACCAAAAUGAUAACAGCCCUGUGUUUACUCAAAAUCCUUUCAGCGGACAUGUUCCUGAAGCUGCUAAGAAAGAUUUUGAAUUUAUGAAGGUCACUGCCACUGAUGCCGAUGAGCCCGAUAAUGACAACUCUGAUGUCAGAUACAGCAUUAUCAGCCAGGAUCCACCAUUACCAAAACUCAAGAUGUUUGAUAUCAACACUGUAACUGGAGGGAUCCGUGUGAUCGAAACAGGCCUGGAUAGAGAGAAAUAUUCCAGAUAUACUUUGGUCAUUCGAGCUGCUGACAUGGCUGGUGAAGGUCGUUCAACCACUGGCACAGCUGUUAUUACAGUGACUGACAGCAAUAAUAAAGCACCUCAGUUCGAGUACAGCUCGUCAUCAUUUGGUCUAAAGAGGAGAAACGGAGGUUGGAUUAUUCCUCCAUUUAAUGAACCUGAGAACAGUAAAGGUCCUUUCCCAAAAAAGCUGGUCCAGAUAAAGUCAGAUUAUGCAAAGGAAACUCGGAUGGUGUACAGUAUCACAGGUGAAGGUGUCGAUCUGGAGCCUAAAGGGCUUUUCACCAUUGACAAAUUUUCAGGGAAUCUCUUUGUGACUCAGAAACUGGACCGAGAACAUAAAGCUUCUUACCGUCUCGUAGUUCAUGCUGUUGCAGCUGAUGAUGCGAGACUCAGAGAGGCUCCCAUGGAAGUCAUUGUCAAUGUGAUUGACCAAAAUGAUAACAGCCCUGUGUUUACUCAAAAUCCUUUCAGCGGACAUGUUCCUGAAGCUGCUAAGAAAGAUUUUGAGUUUAUGAAGGUCACUGCCACUGAUGCCGAUGAGCCCGAUAAUGACAACUCUGAUGUCAGAUACACAAUUCUCAGCCAGGAUCCACCAUUACCAAAACCCAAGAUGUUUGAUAUCAACACUGUAACUGGAGGGAUCCGUGUGAUCGAAACAGGCCUGGAUAGAGAGAAAUAUUCCAGAUAUACUUUGGUCAUUCGAGCUGCUGACAUGGCUGGUGAAGGUCGUUCAACCACUGGCACAGCUGUUAUUACAGUGACUGACAGCAAUAAUAAAGCACCUCAGUUCGAGUACAGCUCGUCAUCAUCUGGUCUAAAGAGGAGAAAGAGAGGUUGGAUUAUUCCUCCAUUUAAUGAACCUGAGAACAGUAAAGGUCCUUUCCCAAAAAAGCUGGCCCAGAUAAAGUCCGAUUUUGCAAAGGAAACUCGGAUGGUGUACAGUAUCACAGGUGAAGGUGUCGAUCUGGAGCCUAAAGGGCUUUUCACCAUUGAAAAACUUACAGGGAAUCUCUUUGUGACUCAGUCACUGGACCGAGAGAAAAAAGAUUCAUACAUUCUCAUAGCUCAUUCUGUUGCAGCUGAAGUGGAUAUCAAAGAGGUUCCCAUGGAAGUCAUUGUCCAUGUGAUUGACCAAAAUGAUAACAACCCUGUGUUUACUCAAAAUCCUUUCAGCGGACAUGUUCCUGAAGCUGCUCCCAAAGAUUAUGAGUUUAUGAAGGUCACUGCCACUGAUGCCGAUGAGCCCGAUAAUGACAACUCUGAUGUCAGAUACAGCAUUAUCAGCCAGGAUCCACCAUCACCAAAACCCAAGAUGUUUGAUAUCAACACUGUAACUGGAGGGAUCCGUGUGAUCGAAACAGGCCUGGAUAGAGAGAAAUAUUCCAGAUAUACUUUGGUCAUUCGAGCUGCUGACAUGGCUGGUGAAGGUCGUUCAACCACUGGCACAGCUGUUAUUACAGUGACUGACAGCAAUGAUAACGCACCUCAGUUCGAGUACACCACGUACACGGCAUCUGUCCCAGAGAAUAAAGUGGGUGCUGUAGUGGCCAAGAUGUCAGUGACUGAUGAUGAUGAACCUGGAUCAGCUGCCUGGUCUACCAAGUAUCGGAUUGUUGACGGUGACAAAAAUGGUUUUUUCAAUGUCAGUACUGGACCCAGCCAGCUAGAGGGCAUCAUCACCACUGCAAAGCCACUGGACUUUGAGAAGACCAAACAAUACAUUCUGUCAGUGAUUGUUGAGAACGAUGAGCCAUUUGUUGGCUCUUUGCCCACUUCCACUGCCACAGUCACCGUGAAUGUAGAAGAUGUGAACGAGCCUCCAGUGUUUAUUCCAAAUGAGAAAGUCAUUUUCAAACCUGAAGAUCUUCCAGUUGACAGUGAAUUGGUUACAUAUACAGCCACUGAUCCAGACACUGGAAAAUCACAGAAAAUAACGUAUAAAAUUGCCAAUGAUCCCGCAGGAUGGCUUAAUGUAAAUCAAGAGACUGGGGUGAUCAAAGUCAGGAGCCCUAUGGACAGAGAGUCUAACUUUGUCAAAGAUGACAAAUACAGAGCUAUCAUUUUGGCUAUAGAUAAUGAUGAAUUUCCAGCAACUGGCACAGCAACGCUGAUCAUUACAUUGGAGGAUGUAAAUGACAAUGCUCCUUCUAUUAAUGAAGGGUCCAUCAAAACUUGCAAUCGUGACCCGGUACCUGUGCUUCUCUCGAUCACCGACAAAGAUGCAUAUCCAAAUUCUGCUCCUUUUAGCGUUGAAACCCAAGGAGACACAAGUAAAAAUUGGACUGCCGUGAUGAAUGGCACUGCAACAGGCAUUGAGCUAAGACUCAGUACUCCGUUGGAACCGGGUCAAUACAAUGUGACCCUGAGGGUUUAUGAUCAACAGAGGCUGUACCAGGACCACUUCGUUCAAGCAUCUGUGUGUGACUGCACAGGACAAGACAUCCACUGCAGUGACGUGGUGAAAAAUGCAUUGGUGCCACUGUCUGGAGUUCUUGGAAUCCUGGCAGCCAUCUUGGUUCUGCUGUUGCUGCUUGUUCUACUUCUCAUGUUCCUGAGGUGGAAAAGGGGUAGUAAGGAAGAGCCACUCAUCCCUGAAGAUGAUUUAAGAGACAACAUCUACUAUUAUGAUGAGGAAGGCGGUGGAGAAGAUGAUCGGGAUUAUGAUUUGAGUGUGCUGCAUCGAGGCCUUGAUAACAAACCCAAUGUGUUCAGAAACGAUGAGGCUCCCACCUUCUUGCCCGCACCUCAAUAUAGGCCUCGACCUGCCAACCCUGAGGAGAUUGGCACGUUCAUUGAUGACAAUCUAAACGCCGCAGAUAACGACCCCACUGCACCCCCCUAUGACUCACUGCUGGUGUUUGACUAUGAAGGAGGAGGCUCGGAGGCCAGUUCUCUCAGCUCCCUCCACUCUUCUAGCUCCGGAGCGGACCAAGACUACGACUUCCUCAAUGAUUGGGGCCCACGCUUCAAGAAGCUAGCAGAUAUGUACGGAGGAGAGGAUUAAGACAUCUUCAUGAGAUUUGGUUUUAUUUACUCUGCUUGUUUUUCUCCCGGUGCAAAAGGGCACAUGGAUGAUUUAAAUAUGGGACAAUUUUUAUACAAGUUGCACUUCAUGGUCUGGUUUACAUGUUGUUUAAAGUUGGAACUGGAUUAGUAGCACUUUUCGCCCAUCUCCAACUUCAAGGAAAGGCUUGUAGACCUCCAUGAGUGUUUCCUUUUCCUUUGAGCAAUCUUGGCAGGAGCUUGGCUGAUUUAUUUUUUUUCCCUCUUGAAAGAGAUUUUACUUUAAGAAUGCUCUAGUAUGGGAAAGGCGCUGUACAACGGCUCAAGGUGCUUGUCUUAAACUUUAAGCUGUUUACCCAAUGUUGGUUUUGUAAAAUGAACUAACUUUUUGUUACCUUUCACCACUUUGGCAUUGGAGGAUAAUGCAAAGCAUGAAUGAUACUGUAAUUUUUGUUUUUUUUGGAGAUAAGCACUGAUGUGAGCAGUUGUCAACAACUUAUUUUUCUCUUUAUGAUAUUUGCAGGCAUCUGUUUUUGUACUUUUUCUGAAUUGCAAGAAUGUUAAUGACUAUGUAUGUUUUUCAUUCUUUAUAUACAAGUUAAAUUCUUGUUUAGGCAUUAAGUUUGACACAGUUCAUAUUUUAUUAAACAAUUUACUUAUCUUUU